CUGGGUCUCUUGCAGGAUGGACACACACAUAACUUUAAAGUGAAACUGGAUCCACCUAAAAGUAAAGAAUACAACGUUUACUGUUGUAAACCCCAAACGGUGCUGGAGGCCAUAAAAUCCCAUUUGCCUGACAAAUUUAAAAAACAGAUCCAGUGUCCAGAUGAAAACAUCAUCAUUCAGCUGAACUACAUGGACGGGGAGCCUUUCAUUCCAACACACUUCCCUUGUUCCUGUGUUGAGGAUGGGGGGUCUCUGACCAUUCUUAAGGAUACCAAGGUGGUUGAAAAAGCCAGAAAGAGAGAUGGGGCCAUUUUGAAGAAGGAUCAGUAUUCUGUCUUUUACAUUGCCACAGAGGGCGGGCAGGACACCAGGACAAAGGUGCUGUUUCAUAGCAGCAAACUGAAACGGCACGAUUUUCUCUGCAUUUAUGGCGCCAAAGGGAUGACGGUGGAGGAGGCUGUGAGGGAAGACGGCCGCUUCAUCGACGAUCUUGGCGACUUCACCCUGUCCGCCUACGACAAUAAAAACGAAAUGACAACGUGCACAUCUAGGAUUGAUAAUCUUAAUCAGAAGAAAUUCAGAAUCUGUCUUCCAAUAUGGAACAACACAGGAGGAAAGAGUGAUAACUUAUUGGUAAAACUGGCAGAGGAAAGGGGAACAAGUGUGAAAGAGUACAUCGAGCAGAGAGGCGAGGGCAGUGAUUCAGAGGUAUAUGAACUUCUUCGCGAGCAGUUCCCAGAGCUUAAAAAACUGAUGGAGAGUCGGUUUCCUGAUCGUUCCUACCAGGAAGCCCUGAUUCUGAGGAAGGAGAACUUUGUAAAGAUACUAAAGUCCUUUAGUGAAGUUCACAGAGUUAGGAAGCUGCUUGAAAUGGGAAAGUCGGUUUGCAAAAUCGUUGUUGGAGAUAGGUGUACGGGAACAGGCUUUGUGCUUCUGGAUAAUAUAAUCCUGACCAACGCACAUCUGUUUAAAGGUUGUGUUGAAGGAGCAAAGGUGCAGGGGGACGUAGAAGUAUAUGCUUUGUUUAACUACGAGGAACCGGAGCCAAAGACCAAUUACGUUUCCUUCCGUGCUAAGGAAAAGUUUGUAGACUUUAAUACUGAGCUGGAUUACGCUGUGCUGGAGCUCAAUCCAGAUGAUCAGAAACCCAACCAGCCAGUAGAGAGCAGGAAGAUACCACGAGGGCUGCUGGUGAAAUUUGGCCCGAUGCCUAAGAGUGGACAGGCCUGUCUCUUAGGCCAUCCUGCAGGAGAGGUGAAAAAAAUGGAUCCCACAUCUAUAAUAGAGCUGGAAAACAGGGGAAAGGCUGUUAAUGACCAUUUUGCUUCAUAUGGGAAUUCUCUGUUCAUUCUGGAUUUGAUUAAGUCCAUCGAAGACCAAGGCAUUGCAGACAUCCUGAUGGGUGGAUCUAAAGCAGAACAAGUGGGGACCUACAACACCUUCAUGUAUCAUGGUGCCUCUGGCUCUCCGGUGUUUGAUGCUCAGUGCAGAGUUUUCGGGUUGCACACUGGAGGGUACUGCUAUGACCUUCCAUUGCAUAAAGAUAGUGUGAUCGAGUUUGCACAAGGUCUGCUCACUAUCUUUGAAAGCUUUGUGUCAAAUCUGGAGAAAAGCAGUUGUUGGACAAAGUUAGAGAGGCAGGGAAGGAUAAUCCACACCUUAAAAACAUACUCCAGCCUGAUCCUGUGGAAGACAUGGAGCCAAAACAUCCAUGUGGAGUUGGCACAGGUGGAGGUGGUGGAGUCGGGACAGCCAGAUGUGGUCCCAUCCACCAAUGCCAACGUCAAAGAGUCAAGACGCUCCUCUAUGGUGAGCCUGCUGCUGAUGGGCGUGGCGGCCUGGGGCCGGUGGCUGGGGCUGGUGUCCAGCUUCGGCGUGGUGGCGGCGGCCGUGGGCGUGGGCGCCUUCCUGCUGCUGAUGGUGAGCCUGCUGCUGAUGGGCGUGGCGGCCUGGGGCCGGUGGCUGGGGCUGGUGUCCAGCUUCGGCGUGGUGGCGGCGGCCGUGGGCGUGGGCGCCUUCCUGCUGCUGGUGGCGCUCGCCGGGCUGUGCGGCGCCCUGCGCCACCACCAGGUCCUGCUGUUCUUCGUAUCCUUCCCGCCUCCGGCUACUGUCCGAAUCUUUCCUUCCCGCCCCAAUCUUUAG
This is a messenger RNA of Menidia menidia (Atlantic silverside), 2142 nucleotides long. Lineage: Eukaryota; Metazoa; Chordata; Actinopteri; Atheriniformes; Atherinopsidae. The record is from the annotation of a GenBank genome assembly.